This is a messenger RNA of Epinephelus lanceolatus (giant grouper), 3130 nucleotides long. RefSeq names its product reticulon 2a (gene rtn2a). Gene Ontology annotation, cellular component: postsynaptic density; neuron projection; endoplasmic reticulum membrane. Gene Ontology annotation, biological process: endoplasmic reticulum tubular network formation; neuron differentiation; brain development. The record is from RefSeq and is a predicted model, not a curated record. Lineage: Eukaryota; Metazoa; Chordata; Actinopteri; Perciformes; Serranidae.
GAGACACACCGAUAAGCUAUGAAUGGGGGAUGGCAGCCGGCUCAGACUGACUCAGGGACACACUCCUGCUUCUCUAGCGUACCUCACUACAGCUGCAGUCAAAGCGAUGCAAGAGGAGAUGACGAGAGGAGAGAGCAUGGUGGAGGGAGGCAGGCAGGGCGGGGCUGCUGAGUGACAGCAGCAGGAGGCAGGAGAGUGAGGAAGCUGCUCAGCAGACGACCAAGAACCAGAGAGAGGAGGAGGAGGAGGAGGAGAGAGAGAGUCUAUCCACAGGACGUGAGUGCCGGCAGCAGAGGAGGGGGGGGGGCUUCCAGACUGGAUGGGCCCAGCGAUGCCUUGAUGGAGUAUGGGCCAGGUUUUAGGAUUCUCCCACUGCCAGGAAUAUGGCUCUGUGGCAUCCACUCCGGACUCAACUCCUCCAUGCACCGAUGGCGGAAACGAGGAGUCCGAGAUGUGCGAGCUGCAGACAGCCAGGGAGUGGUCUGACGACGACGUGGGGGGAGAUGGAGAUCCAGAUGAUGACGAGGGACUGGCUUCAUCCCCGUCCAUUUGGGGCACGCCGCGCCAGCACUCCUACGAGCUGACUUUCUCUUACAUCGCCAUCGCCGAGGCCGAAGCGGUGGGAGCCUCGAGACACAUCCGUGACAGACGCAGGGGCGGAUCUCGGGGAAGUCGCACCCCUUUGAUCCGCACGGACACCCUGGAAACGCUGCUGGACUCCCCCGAUGUAGAUUGGGACCCUCAGGCCUUUGUCAAUCAAGAGGAAGAAGAGGAAGAAAGGAGAGAGCAAGGGAGGGCUGAGGCAGCAGAGAGGAGGGAGCAGCACAGACAAACUGAGACUAUUACAAUUCAGCCCUCUCCCCAAAAUCUGGACCCAGAAACUCAGGAGAGAGACGCAGGAAUCCAAAGAGAGGAAUCUCCGAGCAGUCUGACCCAGAUUGCCCAGCAUCCCUCCCAGUCUUCCCAGCAUCAAAGCCCCUCACCGAUACAUCAAGCAGCAGCCUCACCGACCCCCGAGCCAGAGUCUCCCGUCACCAGGGAGAGCAUUUCAGUCAAGCUCCUUACAUCUGUGCGACCCAGAGGCCCGGCGUCCUCGUCGCCAGCUGCUAUUGGUCGAAACUCUCAGGAACAGCUGGUCAGCGAUCACUGGUUUUCAGCACUUAACCUAUCAGAGGACCCGACAGUAUGCACUCACAUAGCAGUAAUGGACCUGAUCUACUGGAAGGACACGGAGCGAACAGGCAUGAUCCUAACGGGCUUAGUGGUCGGCCUGCUGUCCCUGUUCCAGCUCAGCAUCAUCACCGUCAUCUCCACAGUCUCACUGGCUGUCAUGUGCUUCACCAUCUCUGUGCGCAUCUACUACCAAGUCCUCUACAUCCUGAACUGGGGUGACGGAGAGCACCCCUUCAAGUCAUACCUGGGCCUGGACAUCAGUUUCAGUGGAGAGGAGGCUGAUGGUUAUAUGCAGAAAGCCAUCGUCAUGGUUCUGUCUGCUCUCGACUCUCUGAAGGGACUCUUUUUUGUUAGAAACCUCGUUGAGUCCAUCAAGUUCCUGGUUCUGAUGUACCUUGUGACGUACCUGGGAGAGCUGUGCAAUGGCCUUACUCUGCUCAUCAUCAGUGUGAUCGCUCUCUUUUCUCUGCCACUUUUCUACAGACAACGCCAGGAGCAGGUGGAUGCGUUCACUGCAAAAAUCCAGGCCAACAUUGACAACGUCAAGGACACCUUUCAAAGACUUGCCCAUGGUGGUGGCCCUCCUCCUGACCCAACUCCUGGUGGCGCCAAACCCAAAACCCAGUAAACACUGAUGGACAAGGACUUAAAGAAAAGCUCCCAGAGUUGCAGGCUGUCACUCAGAUGUCUUACCCAGCAGUCUGUGCUCACGGCUCCAGAGAACGGAGCUCCAGAGACUGGGGAAGGGAAGGGAGGUUACUUAAACGGACAAUGACGAGGAUCACGCAUGGUACUUUAUACUCUUACUGUAUCUAAGUUAUGGGGGUUGGAGGUUGGGGAUGGGGUUAAAACUUAAGGUGAAAUCAAGGUGUAUGAAUCCUGGAUGAGACUCUUGCUGCUGAUGUCAGAGGCGGAAAGAUUCAGUGACACAGCUUGUCGUAUGUGACCAUCCUUGGAAGUACUCACUGUUUUUAAUAUGUACCAAUGACUCAAGAAGUGUCUUAGAUUGUUGAGAGAUGUAGUCCAAAUGAGGUACUAAGACCAGGAGUGGGAAGUGCCCACACGACAGCUACUCGCCUGAGAAGAGGGAGGUCAGUUGUUGAGGUAAAAACAGGGGUCAUCAUUACUCAUGGCAGCAUCAAACUGGCAAUUAAAGAUGCAUGUGUCAGCACAUGUACUUUUUCUGAUUGCGUAAUCAUCGUCAUGACUGUAUCUGUGUGUGUGUGUGCAAGGAUGAGCGUGUGUGUGCGUGUGUGUAUGUGUAUGUGUGUGCAUGUGUAAUUCCUGACAUACAGCUUGCUGAAAUGAAAAUGUUACCUACAAACAAUUAAAGUCACGUUUCUUCUUCAUUUUCCAAAACUUUGUUUCUUCUCACAAAUAUUCACAUUCAUUCACACUAUUAUUUUAUUUAUUUAUUUUCCUGGUCAUGUUUUCUCAUGCUCACUGCACUGGGAAGUUGUGAAGUUGUAACAUAUAUUCAGAGGGAUAAAGAUGGAUUCUUCUGCUAAGUUCAACAAUUAGGUUGUAUCAUAAACAGAGUGAAAUUACUCGACAGGAAGUCCCCCACUGACAGUGCGUCAGAAGUACUUAAGGUAUCAGUGUUAAUGUUAGGAUUGGUUGAACUGAUGAUACAAGAUUUCAGAUGGAUAUCCUCCCUGAGGAAUGUGAUUAUUUUCAGCCUUGUGAAGAAACGUGGGAGUGAAAUACAGCAGGUGCCUUUCUAACUGCAGGUUACAGUGCAUGAUCUGAUCCACAGUAUUUACACCCGCUGACAGCAGCUUCCAGCAACCUCUCCUCCCAUUACCAACCACUUCUCAUCACCUCACCAUUGCCUUCCUGAGAAUGGUGUUCUGUACGUGUACAAUACUUGUGUGACGUGCACCAUGACAAGGUAUCUUAUACAGAAUUGUAAGCAGAUCCAUUUUAGGAAUAAUAAAAUUAUUCAGGAUAAGCUGCA